This is a messenger RNA of Anopheles darlingi, 5976 nucleotides long. RefSeq names its product transcriptional activator cubitus interruptus (gene ci). Gene Ontology annotation, biological process: regulation of transcription by RNA polymerase II. Bases 105 to 5426 code for a protein of 1773 amino acids. Gene Ontology annotation, cellular component: nucleus. NCBI's taxonomy places the organism in Eukaryota, Metazoa, Arthropoda, Insecta, Diptera, Culicidae. Gene Ontology annotation, molecular function: DNA-binding transcription factor activity, RNA polymerase II-specific; RNA polymerase II cis-regulatory region sequence-specific DNA binding. The record is from RefSeq and is a predicted model, not a curated record. The transcript is spliced from 6 exons.
GAUUCGCUAGUUUUUUAGUGUGUUGUUGUUGUGAGAAGGAAGAGUGUUUUGUCCCGUGUGUUUUUGUGUCAAUUGGGCUACACACACCACCGACACAGCACACCAUGCCGGAGAAGGAAACUUUCCACGAGCAUAUGCAGGUGCACCCGUUUCAUCAUCCCGGCCAUCCACUGGCCGCACACCAUGGCCAUCAUCCGCAUCCACAGGCGGCGGCAGCAGCAGCGGCGGCGGCCGCAGGACUAUCGGCCCAUGGUCUGAGUGCGGCGGCUGCGGCCGCAGCUGCAGCGGCAUCGGCGGCAGCCGCGGCCAACGGUGGCUACGGUCCCUUGCAAAUCCCGUCGGCAUUUGUGGCGUUCCAUUCGCAGCUUCCUACGGCGGCCGGGCUGGAUCAUCAGCGAUCGCCCCACGAUGGUCGCUAUCUCUGGGAUCCGACGGGCUCACCGUCCGCUUCCUCGUUCCAUCACCAUCCUCACCAUACGUCUCCCCAUGGGUUGACGAAUAAUGCCAACUUUGCCGAAUUGCAGUUCUUGAGUGCGCGUCGUGCGGCGGUCGCCGCGGCCAUGGCUAGCGCUGAAGCGGCCCAGAUGAACGGUGGUACGACAGUGUUACAGUCGCAUCCGCCGGCAACGGGCGCUGCUACGGUGGUACCGUUGACGAUCUCACCGCCGGCCACCUCGGGAGCCUCGCUGAACGGCGACGGCGAACCGCGAUCGAGUAGCACCGGCGGCGCUACGAACGGAGCGACGACGAUCAACGGUAACAACGGACCGUCACCACCGGUCGCCGGUGGCGGUUCCAGCCCGGGGCUACCGAACGGAACGGCGGCGGCUGCCACGACCGGACCGGCGGCGGCGGCGGCGGCUGCGGCGUCCGGACAAACGACGACCAACCUACCCUCAGUGCCAGUGCCCCAUCCUGGGGACUUUCAUCCCGCCUACAGGAUACCCGGUUACAUGGAGCACCUUUACUCACUCCAGCACGCUUCGGCCUCCCUGCACGGUUUGGGGCUGACGCCGGAGUACAUCAAUGCGCGGAACGCAAUCGCCGAUCUGCACCCGGCCAGCUCGCUGGCCAGUGCGGACUUCCACUUCAGCAUCGACGCGGCCAGCCGGUUGAACAGUCCACGGCCGGGCAGUAUUCGGGCCAGCGUGAGUCGCAAACGGGCCCUCUCCUCAUCGCCAUACUCGGAUUCGUUCGACAUCAGUUCGAUGAUCCGCUAUUCGCCCAAUUCACUGGCCUCGCUGGUGAACGCUUCACGGAGCAGCAGUACCAGCGGUUCGUACGGUCAUCUAUCGGCCAGCGCACUCGGACCGGCGGCCCUCGGUAUGCACAGUGCCAUGGCACCGCAUCUGCAGCAUCUGUUGCGCACCAGCAGCUUCGCGUUGCAUUCGCUCCCUGGCCAUCACACACCACCGACGGCUAGUAUGUUCUCGCUGCAUCCUGGACAUCCGCUUCAUCCUGGCCAUUCGUCGAUGAGCAGCAGCAGCAAACCACAGCAAAUUACGGAUCUCUCGAGCAAGAAGCAUGAAACGCCGACUUCCAGCUCGCAAGUGGCACGCGUCGAAGCGGACAGCGCAACGAACGCACAGCAGAAAAAGUCGCGAGUCAAGCGCGAAAGCAUUCCACCGCAUAAGGCUAGCCCACCGUGCGGAUCGGCAAUGAUCACCUCCAACCAUCACCUGAGUCCAACCUCUACCCAGGGCGGACCUACCAACGGUACCGUGUCGGCGACAUCCACCACACAGAACGGAGGUCUCAAUCUCAGCCCAUCGCACCCGGAACAUGGUGCCCGGGGAGGAUCGGAUUCCAAUGGUCCUCCAAUGGGCGGUGGUGGUGGUGGUGGUAUGAUGAGCAUGGUGGAUUGUAAUGGAACCAUGUCCGGUGGCGAUCUGAUGGCUGGGAGUGGCUUUGGCGAUGGUGGUAGUGCACGCGAUGGUCGCGGUUCGCGGGCGGAUACGACCGAUCCGAAGGAUGAACCGGGUGACUUUAUCGAAACCAACUGCCAUUGGCGGGGCUGUGCGCUGGAAUUUAACACCCAGGACGAGCUGGUGAAGCACAUCAACAAUGAUCACAUUCAUGCGAACAAAAAGUCCUUCGUGUGCCGGUGGGAGGAUUGCUCGCGGGAUGAGAAACCGUUCAAGGCGCAGUACAUGCUGGUGGUGCACAUGCGACGGCAUACGGGCGAAAAGCCACACAAAUGCACGUUUGAAGGCUGCUGUAAGGCGUACUCAAGACUGGAGAAUCUAAAGACUCACCUUCGCUCGCAUACGGGCGAAAAGCCAUACACCUGCGAGUAUCCUGGUUGCAGUAAGGCUUUCAGUAACGCUUCGGAUCGAGCCAAGCAUCAAAACCGGACUCACAGUAAUGAGAAACCGUACGUUUGCAAGGCUCCAGGGUGUACGAAGCGUUACACGGAUCCCAGUUCUCUGCGGAAGCACGUCAAGACGGUACAUGGGGCCGAGUUCUAUGCCAACAAGAAGCACAAGGGCAACAAUUACGGUGGUGGCAGUGGUGACGGUCUUGGGGAUGAUGGUGAAGGAUCGAACCAUAUGUUCGAUAGCAGCCCGCGAAGUGAAGACAAGACGACGAGCAUGAGCAGUCCCAGUAUUAAGUCCGAGUCGGAUGCCAACUCACCCAGCCAUCCGCCGAUCAGCAGCCCGAUGUCGAUAUCGGCCCUCAAUGCCGGUCUCGGCGAGGACUUCCACGAAGGUGGUGGUGGUGGUGGUGCUGGUGCUGGUGCUGGUGGUCUUGCAACACUGGAUGAUCCAGCCUGGCCGUACCCGGACGAAGAUCUGGAGGUUGCCGAUCUACCGUACGUACUGCGCGAGCUGGUUGAUCUCGGUGGUGCAACUGGAGCCGCCACCGCGACCAUGUCGGUGCGCAACAACCCGCGCAAUCGGUUCAAGAACCGUAUCAACAACAAGGGUGCCCUGCUUGGUACCAGUCCGUUGUCCAACAUCCCGGAAAUGAACAGUGGAAAUGUGAUGCGCAACUUCGGGCUGGGUGAGCUGAACAGAAAGAUUACCGAUCUCAAGAUGGAACCGGGCACGACGCCACCACCACAACCGAUGGCACUACCCUCGCCAACGACACUAAUCACCAAGAACAGCCAAAUGGAGCCGGGAAGGACGACGUUGCCACAGCCACCCUCGUCGAAUGGCAACGCUACGACGACCACGACCACGAUGAUGAUGAUGAAUGCGUAUCUGAAUCCGGCCGCCGCACAGAACCGUCGCGAUAGUAACAACAGCACGACCAGCAGCUCCUACUACAGUAUGCGAUCGGCGGAUAUUAGCCGGCGUAGUAGCCAGGCGUCACAGCAGAGCACGAUCUCCACGAUGCGGCCGACUUACUACAAUUCCUCGUCCCUGUACGAUCCGAUCUCACCCGGUAGCUCGCGACGGUCUAGCUCCAUGUCGACGGCUACGAACGGUGGACAGAGCCUACCGCCGCCACCUUCUUCGCAUCUGAUCGCGACGCAUCUGCAACGAUACAGUGGCAAUCAUGCCGCUAGCACAAUGGGAGCAUCAGGUGGUGGCCAUCCGAGUGGUGCUAGUGGCGCACGUCACUCCAUUCCCAACAAUAUGAGCAGUGGCAGUGGUGCUGCAGGUAUGGGUGGAUACUACGGUCAACAGAAUAAUGGUGCCAUGGCAGGUCACAUGCUUGAUCGCCGCAUGUCCGAACCGGUAGCAAGUGGGUCCCACGUUGGUGGCAACGGUGUGGGCGGUAUGUCCGGAGGGUCGAUGGUCGGUGGAAUGAACUCUCAGUAUCUCAAUCGGCGUCCCAUGGGAGGAGCUAUGCACUCACGUCCUACCGUUUCGAAUGCACCACCAUCCUGCACCGCCACCUCGGCUACGAUAAAUCACACGAAACCUACACCACCGGUCACUAGCAAACUGCAUCCCAACCAGGAGGUAGUGCUCGAUGAGAUGGACGAGGGUGAAAUGGUGGAGAACAAGCUCGUCAUACCGGACGAGAUGCUACAGUAUCUGAACCAGGUGGCGGAUAUGGCUGGUGAGACGGCUGGAAAUGGCAGCAAACCGGACAACACCCCUAGCCCGGCGCUGGCAGGCAUGGCAGGCCCUAAUGCUGCUGCUGGCAAUAAUGGUAGCAAUCCGUGGAACAACACGCCACAACCGAACACCGGCAAUGGGACCAACCAACUGGCCAACUUUACACAACCGCAGCAGGCCAGCAUGCUGAUGAGUCCACAAUCUCAGUACAGCAACGAUGAUUGCAGUCUGAUGAGCAACGUCAUGUCUCCCCAAACGCCGCAACACCACCAGAUGAUGUCACCGAUGAUGCCCGAGAAUGCUAGUGCACCCCUGACGCCGAGUGCGACCAACAACAAUGGAUUUGCCGCAGCACAACCUAUGCAAAACAUCCAACCUACACCAGUACAGUGUUCGGUGACUCACAACAAUGGUAACGGUGUGCAGAACUUCAAUCGUGGACCCAAUUACGGUCUGAACAAUGGUGCUCAAUGCUAUGCACAACACCAGCAACAACAACAGCAACAGCAGCAUCAACAGCAGCAGCAGCAACAGCAACCAACGAAUGAUCUUAGCCGCCCGAUUGCUUGUUCGAAUUUAAUCGGCUACUAUCAUCGAACUGAUCAGAGUGCACACCAUUGCUGUUUGGCAAUGAUGAUGCAAGGAUCGCUUCAUAUCAACCAACCGCCGACGAUGGCCGUGGGACCCAGUGGCCAACAGCAGCAGCAAUCACAACAAGUGCACCAAGGCCAGCAGCAUCAGCAACAGCAACAACCACAAAGCAAUCAGUUCAAAAAUCCGUUCAGUCUAAAUGUAGCCAGCUUCGCGAACACUGGCCACCAUCAAAGGGGCGACACGCUAGAUGCGGGUGCCGUUUGCAGCAACACAAAUACCGAAAUCCAGUGUGGUGACAUCAGUCAAUCACAAAUGUCUCCGGCAAUUGCAGCGAUGGCUCCGGUGGCCAACGCAACGAUGCAUGGACGCCAGCAGCAACCACUCGUCUCCAAUCCGACCGGCGGCAUGCAGCAGCAACAGCAACAGCAGCAGUCAUCGGCGCCGGUGGUUGCACCGACGCAACCGAUGGAAAGCAGUUUGCAGACUCCACCCCUACCAUCGUCACCGACCGGCUUCGGUGAUCUGGCCGCCGCUGGAGCUCCACCUGCACUACCGAUGUCGCUAACGGAGGACACUGGACUGGGGACGAUCACGGCAGCCGCAGCGGUUCUAGCGAAUGGAGGUAGCAGUGCAGCGAUGGGUAGUGAAUCAUAUCAACGUACUCUCGAGUAUGUGCAAAAUUGCCAAAACUGGAGCGAAUCGGCGGCCGAUAUGGUCAGCAGUAGUACGCACCCAUCGUCGAAUCUCGUCAUUAACGACAUGAGCACGUCGCUAAGCUCAUACUUCGAGGAGGAUCGUUAUUUGCAGAUGAUCCAGUAACCAUCCUAGUGUUUUGUGACGUCCACAUCGUACGUGCCAUAAACGCUUGCACGUGAAACUGUAUACAGAGAGAACUAGAGAGAGAGAGAGAGAGAGAGAGAGAGAGACACAUCUACAAGCACAGGCUACCAGGUAGAUUGAUGGUCCAGAGAUUCCUAUAGAUUUUAAUACUUUCCAGUCUUCCGGUGCAGGAGGAGCUGGAGUGUGAAUGACUGUUUGAAGCUACGUCUACUCUAUCAUCCCAUCCUUCUCGUGUAAUGUAAAGAACCCGUGUAAAGUUAGUACCUUAAUGAUAAAACAUUUUGUAAGGAAUAUUUCGUUGAUUGAUCGUUAUCAAGUGAAUAAACUAGGGGAAAGAAGAGAGAAGCCAUGAAGCCAUGGAACUGGCAGUUACUGAAGUAAAGGGUAUGCAAAGUAGAGCAGUAGUUGUAGAACGUAAGGUACCAGUUUGAGAAGGAAUCCUUUUUAGGCACAGGAUGCUGAAGGAAUGUUGAAUUUAGCUGUUUCAACGUAAGCAUGAAUUAAUGAGAUGAAAUAAAUGAUACACGAA